AUGGGUCGUGUGCGCACCAAGACCGUGAAGAAGUCAUCUCGACAGGUAAUUGAGAGGUAUUACUCCAAAAUGACUUUGGAUUUUCACACAAACAAGAAGAUCCUGGAAGAAGUUGCCAUAAUUCCUUCUAAGCGUCUCCGCAACAAGAUUGCUGGUUUCUCCACCCACCUUAUGAAACGUAUCCAGAAGGGACCUGUUAGAGGUAUUUCCCUCAAACUGCAAGAGGAGGAGCGUGAGAGACGCAUGGACUUUGUUCCCGAUGAGUCAGCCAUCAAGACUGAUCUUAUUGAAGUUGACAAGGAGACCCUUGACAUGCUUUCAGCCCUCGGUAUGUCUGACCUUCCAGGUGUCGUCAAGCAGGCUGCUGAGCCACAAGCAGUGGCAGCUCUCCCAACAUAUGGUCGCGGUGCAGGAGGUUUUGGGAGGAAAUACUAAUAAGAAUAGUUUCAAAGAUUUUAUGUUCUAUUGAAGGAAGUUUUUGGUAGAUUAUGUGGUGUUUAGUUUUCCCUAAUUUUCUUUGAGGAUUCUUAAUUAGAAGCUCAUUUUCAUUGUUGAGACAUAAUGAUGAAUGACCCCUUUUGGUUUUAAAAUGCAUGUGAUACAUUUCCUCAA
Molecule: messenger RNA, 612 nt
Organism: Lycium ferocissimum
Lineage: Eukaryota; Viridiplantae; Streptophyta; Magnoliopsida; Solanales; Solanaceae
Product: small ribosomal subunit protein eS17
Exons: 1
Coding region: 1-435 (144 amino acids)
Biological process (GO): translation
Cellular component (GO): ribosome
Molecular function (GO): structural constituent of ribosome
Source: RefSeq, a predicted model, not a curated record